AUGGUCACAACCUCGCAAUCGCUUACGGUGCGUGGUCAGCCAACACACACCGGCAAAUUUGUGAUUUUUGUACGACUUGAACUUGUAUUUGUUUUUUUGGGCGUUCACUGCAGAGAAUCGACAGCAGAUGAGGCUAACAUCCUGAUGAUGUGCGUACGGGACGAUGCCAUUUUGGAGAACAACGGAGCCAAGAUUAAAUACGUGGUCCAAUUGGAAGGCGCGGAGCUUUCAGAGUGUGAGCACGAGAGCGAGAGACGAAAAGAAUAUGUAUAAGAGAGACACGUUAGAAGGAGGAAUAGCCAAGAACUAAUUUAUGUAAUUAAACUCGCGAUAUUCCUGACCUUGAACGGUUGAAUGCAAGUCGAGUGUGGAGGCCUGGCUUGAACAAUAUGGCAUGAGUGCACUUGGCGUGGGUUCGUCUCGAGCCCCCUUCCUCCGAUACGGAGGUUCGAUGUUGCAUAACAUACACAUCGCGUUGCAAGAUGGCUGCCACUUAAUAAGGGUUUGAUCCUAAAUAGAUUGGCCCAAUGACAUACAUAUAAUUUGCUUUUAUCUGACCGUCCGCACCGCGAAAUUGCGCAACACGUGCACACGCCAACAUCGACGGAGACAGAAAUCAAUAAUUGCGAGCGACGAGUGUCGCCAUCGCGAUGAAAACAGUCUUUGCAGUCGGUAACUUAGACAACUUGGAGAUUUAUCUGAAAAUAUGAUGAAUUCAGAUACUUCGUCUGUGCCAAGGGACAGAAUAGACAUGAGAUCAUGUAAGAUUCCGUUUCUAGCGCUUUGAAAUAUGAACCCUGAAAAAAGAUCAGACUAUUUUUUACGUUUUCUUCAUUUAGUUCAUUCAUUGUAAUUAGGUUUAUAAAAUUCUUUUAGAUUGGAUUGUACGUUUCAUGUUAAGUGCAAAAGUUUCAUAAAUUCACAAUUCAAGAUAAUACAAAACGUGUGUGAAUAUAGUACUGAUAUAGUAUAUUCUAUAAUAGACUAUCCAACAGCUGUUAAAACCCGAUUAAAUGCAGAUUUGCAUUCAAAAUUUUACAUUAAAUUUAUUAUGUAUACGUUUCAUUAUGUUUACGAACAACUUUAGUUCCAAAUUUCGAAUAUAGUUCGUGAGAAAUUAAAUAUUACAUUAAACUCGUUUUAAGAAUACGCGCGCCGCCAUACGAAGAAAAUAGGUGUCGCCAUCUAUCGGUUUCGUUUCGAACUAUUUGAUGGGAGAAGUGAUGUGCCGGAUUUUUCAUUUUUAUCUUUUUAGUUCCAGUCGGUUUUGAAAAAGCCUUAGGUGGCAACACCGUUGCUAGACAAAGAGCACAACAAUAUAUAGUGUGCAACAGCAAUAUAUUUUAGUUCUAUCGUUUCAGCGCUAGCAUUUAUAUCUAUAAAUUGAACAAUUUUUGUAAAAAAAAAAAACUAAUUAAGAGAAUUAAUUUGCGAACUUUCGCAGUUAUAUCUCACGAAUCAGACUCUUAUCUUACACGCCAUUUGAUUUAUAAAAAUUUAAUAAUUUUUCUCAACAGAUCGAAGUGCCAUUUGAAGAUGAAUAGAUUAUUCUAGCGAAAAUGAUUCAAUGCAUGACUUUCUUCAUUUCAAAUAUUAACGAAACUUAAUAAUAAAUUUGUAUUCUACAGUUUUUUAAUUAAUAUAUUAUGUUUAAAUAAAACGUUUAUAUAUAAAUUAAUGAAGUGUUGCUUUAUAAAAUUCUAUAUUUUGCGAUAUCC
Molecule: messenger RNA, 1718 nt
Organism: Heterotrigona itama
Lineage: Eukaryota; Metazoa; Arthropoda; Insecta; Hymenoptera; Apidae
Source: the annotation of a GenBank genome assembly